Seminavis robusta is the source of this 1207-nucleotide messenger RNA. NCBI's taxonomy places the organism in Eukaryota, Bacillariophyta, Bacillariophyceae, Naviculales, Naviculaceae. The record is from the annotation of a GenBank genome assembly.
CGACUGAGUCGAGUCAAUCGAUCGGUUCACGGUUGGAUGCAAUCUUGCUGGGUCUUGUUCGCGUGCUGGCUAGCCAGCAGAAGUCCCUACGUACAACUCUCGUACCACUCUCCAUGCUCCAUCUCCUUUCUCACAAAACCCAAAACAACAAAACCAAAACACAAGAAACACAAUAAGACGUCUGCAUCACAAGAUGACUCACAACAACAAAAUUUACUCUGUUGCCACCACAGGCCUCUUGGGGCUUCUUUUGGCUCAACAAGGCGCUGCAGUUUCAACACCCAACUUUUUGCCAGAACAAGAUCAACUGGAGAGGAACCAAGCUCUGUGGGAAGGACUGGGUUUCCAAUCCUACCAAUUAGAGUAUGAAAGAGUUGGAACCAAUCUUCCUUCCACAUAUCCCUUUCCAUGGGCUGUCACAGUAAACUCCCCACACAACCCUGGUGUCAUCACUGGAGUAGAUGCCAGCUUCAAUAACAUCCCAUCCAGUGUACCGCUACCGUCCAUGGAAUCACUUUUUACACUGAUUCAAAAUGAGAUUGAUGCCAACACAGAUCUUGAUAUUGAAGUUCAAUAUGACACUACAAAAGGAUUUCCCGCCAACAUUCAUUUUGUUAGGUCUGAUGGCAGCAUUUAUGGAGUGCAGGUAACCCACUUCGUCCCCCUUGGUGGCAGCAACACUCCCGGUCCCACUCCAACCAGUGCACAACAACAACUAAACCAGGCAGUGGCACUUUGGAAGUCAAUGAAUAUUUUGAAAUAUGCCUAUGACUUCAACAUGUUUGGACCAAAUCCUCAAAACAUUGUCUUUCCCUGGACUAUUACAGUGUCCAAUGGUGUCCAAGUCACCGCAAUGGAUGGAAAUAGCAACCAGAUCAAUUGGGUGAACAACAACCCUCAUCCCAUGAGCUUUGAUGAGCUCUUUACCAUGAUUCAAUCCGCCAUCAACCAAAGCCCCAAAUACCUGGAAGUGAGCUACAAUCAACAAUAUGGAUAUCCUGUGGACAUUUACAUUGUAUAUGAUGAUACUACUGCAGAUGCUACUGUUGACGCGAAGAUCUCGGAUUUCUCUCUUCCUGUAGGACGGUAAACCAAAAGUAACAAGCCCAUUUGUUCACUCAUGACAGUACAUGAUCUACUAUUACUAGUAGUCUCAGCAACAUUUGUAUGGGUUGCACUGUACAAGGCCAGCCGGUAUUGCAGCUAC